Molecule: messenger RNA, 2163 nt
Organism: Paralichthys olivaceus (Japanese flounder)
Lineage: Eukaryota; Metazoa; Chordata; Actinopteri; Pleuronectiformes; Paralichthyidae
Product: angiopoietin-related protein 3-like
Biological process (GO): triglyceride homeostasis; phospholipid catabolic process; phospholipid homeostasis
Source: RefSeq, a predicted model, not a curated record
ACAGACGUUCCCCUGACAUCAUCGACACACUGCUGGUGAAGCAUCAACAACAACAACAUGAGAAUAAUGAUAAUUCCAGUAGUGCUUGUCCUGUCUGCAGCCUGUGUCCCUGCCCUCUGCAGCAAAGGGGAGCCUCCCGUUGUCCAGCCCCGGGCUCCGACUGAGACACGCUCCCACUUCGCUGCCCUGGAUGAUGUGCGUCUCCUAGCCAACGGCCUCCUCCAGCUGGGCCAGAGCCUACGGGAGUUUGUGCAGAGGACGAAGGGACAGAUAAAUGACAUCUUCCAGAAGCUCAACAUCUUCGACCACUCCUUUUACCAACUGUCGGUGCUCGCCAGCGAAAUCAAGGAGGAGGGCGAAGAGCUGAAGAAGACCGCUGUGGUGCUGAAGGCCAACAACGAGGAGAUCAAAGGCCUGUCCUUUCAGAUCAACUCCAAAGUGGAGAACAUCCUGCAGGAGAAGAGUCAACUGCAGAACAAAGUGGAGGGCCUGGAGAAGAAGCUGAGCAGUCUGUCCCACGGAUUGGUGACCAACGAGCAAGUGGCAGAGAUCAACGGCCUCAGGGCUGUGAUCCACAGUCAGGAAAUGAGCAUCACUGAGCUGCUGAAGGCUGUGAGGGACCAGAGCGACCAGAUCAACUACCAGAGGGGCAAGAUCAAGAAUCUGGAGGAAAAGCUAACAGUUGACACAUUAGCCCAAGAGACCAUUGAGAGGAUGCCUGAGACCUUCAACACGGAAGCUCCAACACUCAGCCCUUUUCUGAACUCAAACUACACAGGCACAAUAAAUCUGUCAUCAGACUGCAGCCAGCUGUUCAACAGAGGGGAGCGAGUCAGUGGCGUCUACGCCAUCAGACCCAAGGGAUCAGAGCCCUUCAUAGCCUUUUGUGACAUGAGCAGAGAUUAUGGCUUAACAGUCAUCCAGCGACGGAGGGAUGGUUUUGUGAAUUUUGACCAAACCUGGGAGAAGUAUGAAAACGGGUUUGGGGAUUUUCAAGGAGAGGUUUGGCUGGGUCUCAAGAAGAUUCAUGCUCUUGCCUCUCAGGGCGCCUCCAUCCUUCACAUCCAGCUGGAAGACUGGAAACAGAGCAAAUACUUCAUCAAAUACAAAUUUAACCUCGAUGGUCCAGAGAGCAACUACACCAUUCACCUCACGCACCUGUCUGGAGAUUUGCCAGACCCCAUGGGCAACCAAACCGGCAUGAUGUUUUCCACCAAGGACAGGGACAAUGACAACCACCAGGACUUCAACUGCGCCCACAACUACACAGGUGGAUGGUGGUUCAAUGCCUGUGGAGACACCAACCUAAAUGGCAGAUAUUUUCCUAUGAGACCAAAGGGGCGUUCAGAGCGUAGGAGGGGAAUUCAAUGGAAGACUGGUCGAAAAGCUUCCUACUCAUUCAAGCUCACGGAGCUCUCAGUGCACACAGUGGCUCCACCAUCCUCCACCUCAUCUGCCUCUGAGUCAAGCGUCUCUCUCUGAUCCAGCACCAAAAAAUAACACUAAAAACAAACCAGCAUCAAACAGUGGCCUCUGCAGGACAGACUUGUCAGUGCUUCUCGUGGGGCAGCUGUGGUUUUUAAAGGCUAAGGGCAGGGAGGAAACUGACGAGUCCUAAAAGAUAAAAAUCCGUCACAUAUGACAAGUUCUACAAUUCUGAGUGCUCCUCUGUCCUAAAAAGAUAAAAGUAUGGGUUACUGCCAUUUGCCAGGACACUGGGCAUGUAGUCUCUAAUAUCAUAUCGUGGAAAAUCCAAAUGUCAUGGGCAAUCUAAAAUACAAUUUAUCACAUUUAGCUUAUUGGUAAGAAUAAAUACAUCUUCAUUCACACUCAUAUCUCAGACAUCAAAGGGGAUGGAGAAGGAACUAGAACACAAAGCCAUAUAUGAGCAGGUUUAUAUUGGGUCACAUUGACUCACAGUGUACUGCAGUGGUUCCAAUAGGGGAGGUGGGGCCAAUUGAGGGAGUCACAAGAUACAUACAAGGAGUCGGGAGGGAAUUAACACUGAUAGCUCAGAUCUUUUCUUUCAUUGUCUCAUUUAUGGGAAAUACCUAACAGAUUUAUCCCCUUUGUCUUUUAGAAAUUAUUAAAAAGUAGAUAUCUAAGUUUUUAUUGAUGGACCUGCUUACAAUAUAACAAGUGCAAGUGACAGUUGGGGUCCCA